Messenger RNA from Oppiella nova, 1215 nucleotides. Lineage: Eukaryota; Metazoa; Arthropoda; Arachnida; Sarcoptiformes; Oppiidae. The record is from the annotation of a GenBank genome assembly.
CAUUAUAUAGAGGAGGCCCGGAGUGCGGCUCAGGUGGCGUUCAUGAACUCCGGCACUAUAUUGAAACAGUCGGCGCCCAACCAACUCAUGUCGGAAUACCAGUGCUCAACACUCGAGGAGGUGUUCCUACAACUCUGCUAUCAACAUAAUAAGGAUAAAAAUAACGCAAAUCUUAUUGAACAAAGUAGUGAUGAUUCAAACAAUUUAGGCAUAAGUAAUAUAAACCCCAUUGAAAAUGAUUUGAUAAAUACUGCAAACAUUAGUAGUAAACGCUUAGACAUGACACGCGUUAACGCAAUGCUAAUGAAGUACUGGAUAUUUAUUAAACGCAAACCACAAUUCAUAUUCAUUUACUACACCAUGGUAAUUAUAACAUUAUGCGCUUGGAAUUUGAUUGUGGGCCGGGAUAUCAAUGGCAUUUCAGUCGCUGUAUAUAACAACGAUGAAUCCCCACAACGACUGUCCCGGAUGUUGAUUCAUUCAAUAGACGACAAACACAUAACAUUUGUGGAUUACCCGGACCUCGAGAGUGCCGUCAAUUCCGUACGCAAUGGACGUAAUUAUUUGGCGCUUGAAUUCAGACAAAACUUUUCCGACGCUUUCGAGACACGAGUGACCGAUCCGUUCAGCGCUACGGAUGAGGACGUGGAGGAAAGCCUCAUACAUUUAUAUCUGGAUAACUCAAAUGCUGUUAUUGGCUUAAUGUCGGUUAAAUACUUAAUGAAUGGGUUCACCAACUUUAUGGACAAAUUAGGGAAUGAGGUUGGCAAACCUAAUUUAUUCGACUUGAUUACACCCUUACAAAUAACUCAAAUCUACCAUGGCAAUUUAAAAAACGUGUUAAACACAUUUGAUGUGUUCGGUGCUCCCAUGUUAGUAGUGCUCGUCCUAUUAAUGCCCAUGCUACUUUCAGCAUUCUUAAUGGUCACCGCCAAAACCAAUAACACGAUAGAAAGGGUGUUUGUGUCGGGCGUUACAUCGCACGAGUAUUAUCUGGCACAUGUGGUCGUAAAUAUUCUCAUCAGUUUGGGCCUGGUUGUAAUCAGCAUGGUAGUAGUAUUUGUCGUGUUCAACGUGGAACAUCAGGGUAGUUUGGUGGAAAUAUUGGCGUUACUUUUCUUGCAGACCUUGGUAGGCAUAGCUAUAGGUUUAGCGUUUUCCUUAAUAUUGGCCGAUGUGGUUUCAGUCAUGAAGCAAUUCCUAACUAUUUCCUAA